AUGGCUCCACUUAGUGGUGAUGUUUCUGGACGUCGCCCGAGCAGGGAGGAUGGUAGCAACAUGACCAGUGACAACAGGCCGGAGGGACCUGACAAUCCCCACCCUGCUACACGGAAGAGAUCGGCCAAUGAGGACACAACGGAUCCUGUUAUCAGUAAGGCCAGAAAGACCAAGGGGCUCGGAGCUAACAAGUCGCGCGCUUCUGCGAGGGUGGUGCCAGUUCCCGCUGAAGAACUCAGCCGUGCUUGGGACGCGGCUAUCCUCAAGGACCGUGUAGAACAUGCAAACAGAGCAAUUAAUCCUGAAUUCGUCCCAUUCGAGCAUGAACCUACUCUCAGUAAGGCCCGCAGGAGGAAGGCACUCCGAGCAAGCAAGGCCGGUCAUCCUGCGCUGGAGACGCCCGCCGAGAAGGACAUUGCUGUAACCUCGGCUCUCGAGGCUGAGGUUGAUGGAUACUCCCUGAGUACCGCUGACGGCGAGCAAUUCGAGAUUCCGAACGCAAGCAUCGCCUCACUGUUACGGCACCAUGUCUCCAACGACGAUAGCUCUACGUUCAGCUGGUGGACGAAUACGUCAAGUUGGGUGGCGGGUCAUGUCCGUGUCUGUGGGGCAAAUAUCUCCAAAGUAUUCCAUUCUCUUUCUGGGAGGAUAAAUACGAAGAAAUUCUCACUCGCUCACUCUAUCGAAGUCAUUCAUACUCAUCCAAUCCUAGUCUGUGUCAUAUCUACCGUGGCCUUUGCCACAAUCCUGAUACUGCUAGGCUGGACUUUGCGUCCGCAUCCCCUCCAGAACAUUACGCAUACCCCGGAAUCCGGGUUAUCUCUGGAAGCGCAGCUGGCCUCUAUUGAUCUCGAUACAGGAUCCAUGACAAUUCAAUGGAAUGUGGACGUCGGCUUUGAUAGUUGCAGAGACUACCCGAAUGUGACCAUCGGUCUGUACUUCGACCAAAAUCUCUUGCUCCCAUCCUCUUCAACCGACUCCUCGAGCCCAACCGACAAUCGACCUUCUGCUCCUGCGUUUAGCAUGAAUAUGACUGAAGCUUGUUACCGGGACCCCCAUGGAAGUUCCCCCUUCUUUCGGACUGAUAUUGCGAUCCAAGCAGACCCGAAUGCGACCCCCGAAUUCUAUCCUCUUGACAAGUACUUUGCGGAUAUCUUCUUAUUUACAGAAAUUGUCAACAACAGCGCGGUUGUCCCAGUGAAUAUUGCAAGGAUAGCCGUAAUCGCCGCGGGAUACAGCACGAGGAUCACCGUGAAACCAGGGACGUCAGCAAAUGCUAAUUGGCUUGAGACUAGGCUUACAAUCACUCGGGCGCUUUCAACUCGUGUAUUCUCUUUGACGUUCGUUGCCACACUCUGGCUCGUGACACUAGGACUCUCUGCGAUGAGCAUGGCUGUGUUGCUACGCAUCGCUAUGAUGCAGGCGCAAGUUGUCCUCACUGUGGCAGCCGGAACUCUAUUUGCAUUCCCUGCACUGCGGUCUAUAUUGCCAGGGGCACCCGCUGGAUCCGGAGCUAUCAUAGGCGAGGACUGCAUAUGCAAUGCAUAUAUAUUUAUUGGCUUACCCUCGUCAGAUUUUGUCGGGACCUUGCCGUGCAUGAUAUUGAUGACCCUCUGCACCAUAACGAUGAUCGGAGUGUAUGGGCUGCGCAAAUCGGGGUCGUCGACGAACUACGAACCCAAUUUGGAACUGCAACAACCAUCUUCCUAA
Molecule: messenger RNA, 1710 nt
Organism: Gloeophyllum trabeum ATCC 11539
Lineage: Eukaryota; Fungi; Basidiomycota; Agaricomycetes; Gloeophyllales; Gloeophyllaceae
Exons: 9
Coding region: 1-1710 (569 amino acids)
Source: RefSeq, a predicted model, not a curated record